This is a messenger RNA of Cydia strobilella, 8525 nucleotides long. RefSeq names its product protein transport protein Sec31A (gene Sec31). NCBI's taxonomy places the organism in Eukaryota, Metazoa, Arthropoda, Insecta, Lepidoptera, Tortricidae. Gene Ontology annotation, cellular component: COPII vesicle coat; endoplasmic reticulum exit site. The transcript has 28 exons. Bases 108 to 4211 code for a protein of 1367 amino acids. Gene Ontology annotation, biological process: endoplasmic reticulum organization; intracellular protein transport; COPII-coated vesicle cargo loading. Gene Ontology annotation, molecular function: structural molecule activity; protein binding. The record is from RefSeq and is a predicted model, not a curated record.
UUUAAUCAUAGUUAAUAUACGUCAGCCACGUUGGAACUGCCAACUCGGUGUUUUUAUGAUAAAUAUUUUAUUUUUGUCAUCUAAAUACCCGGCGUUGGCGAGUGAGCAUGAAGAUCAAGGAGCUGAAGCGGACGGUGAACGUGAGCUGGUCGCCGGCGGAGCAGGCGCCGGUGCUGCUGGCGGCCGGCUCGGCAGCGCAGCAGGUUGACGCGUCCUUCAGCAGCUCAGCGCAGUUGGACCUGUAUUCCUUGAAUUUGGAGGACCCUGGACUCGAUUUGGAACUAAAAGCCAGUCUGCAAACGCAGCAUAAAUUUCAAAAGCUAGUAUGGUCAGGAGCAGGUGUCAUUGUGGGGGGCUGUGAUGGUGGUCUCCUAGAGUUCUACAGUGCUGACAGGCUGCUCAAGAAUGCUGAAAACCCACUGCUGGGCAGCAACACUAAACACAACAAUCAUGUGUCAGCAUUGGAUAUAAACCCUUAUCAGAAGAACCUCCUGGCCUCCGGAGCCUCUGACAGCGAGAUCUUCAUCUGGGACCUGAACAACACAAGCCAACCAAUGGCUCCAGGCAACAAGAGCCAGCCGUUGGAUCAUGUGCAAGCUCUGGCCUGGAAUCAGCAGGUGCAACACAUUCUUGGUUCAACCUUUGCGUCCAGAUGCGUCGUGUGGGAUCUGCGGAAAAACGAGCCUAUUAUGAAAUUAAGUGACAACGUGUCCCGCACCCGCUGGCGCGCGCUGGCGUGGCACCCCGGCGUGGCGACGCAGCUGUGUGUGGCCUCCGAGGACGACGCCGCUCCCGUUGUUCAGCUCUGGGACCUCAGAUUGGCAGCUUCUCCGCUAGUAACACUGGAGGGUCACCAGAAGGGCGUGAUGGCAUUAUCCUGGUGUCGUCAGGACCCUGACCUCCUCCUGUCAGCCGGCCGAGACGGUCGGGUGCUUUGUUGGAACCCUAAUAACACCCAACCGGGUGGCGAGCUGCUCGUCGAAGUGGCACAACAGGAGCAGUGGGUGUUUGACGUGUCCUGGUGUGCGCGGGACCCUAGUUUACUGGUGUCGAGCUCUUUCGAGCAACAAGUCACCGUACAUUCGCUGCUGGGCGGGGGAGGCAGUGCGAGGCCUGAAACUAGCGGUCAAAACCAGUCGAACAUACUGGAGGCAUUCGGAGCGGCGUCGCUCGGACAGCUGCCGGCCGUGUCGCGCGCCGCCCCCGCCCCCGCGCCGCGCGCCGUGCUGCCCCGGGCGCCCAGGUGGCUGCGGAAACCCGUCGGAGCCAAGUUUGCCUUCGGCGGCAAACUGGUGACGUUUGAGAAGUGUCCUCAAGAAAAUCCACAGAAAAUUGUACAUAUUAGUCAGGUGGUGAGCGAACCAGAAAUAAUCGAGAUGGCGGCGGAGCUGGACGGAGUUCUCAGCUCUACUCUCAGCAACGAGCCGGGCGCCAUCGAAGCGUUAGCACAAUACUGUCGGCAAAAAGGCGACGCUGCGAGCGAGCAAAAUGAUCGCUACACGUGGUUCUUCCUCCGAGCGAGUUUCUUACCUAAUUUUAGGAGCGAAGUGCUAAAUCUGCUGGGAUUCAAGCAGGACGAAAUCCCGUCGAAGUUCAAGAGUGGAAUCGCCGACCAGACAGACCACGCUGGGCUAAGCCGGGGCGAGUCCACGGAGACCGACGCGGAACUCUCCACUGACACCAGCACUGAUCUUUCGGAUGCACACACACUGAUCGAAAGGAAACUGGCAAAUUUGGAUCUGGAGCCCCAAGCGCAAAAUGUCGUCAUUCCCAACGGAGAAGAUUCGACAAGCUUGAUCUGCCGCGCGCUGGUGUGCGGGAACCUGGAGGAGGCCGUGGAGCUGUGUCUGGACGCCAAGAGGGUGGCUGACGCCCUCAUCAUCGCCUCUCUGGGCAGCCAGGAGCUUCUCUACAAAGUCCAGAAAUACCACCUAGCGCAUUCCGGACGAGACCCGGUGGCCCUAGUGGCCAGUAGUUUGUUAAACGGCCGCUGGGAGGCGCUAGUGUCUUCCUCGAGCCCGUCUUCGUGGAGAGAUGUACUGGCGGCAUGUGUCACACACACUGAGGGCGCCGAGCUACAGCAUUACUGCGAAAUGCUCGGCAAUCGUCUCUCAAAAGAAACCGACCCAGCCCUCGCAGAGGCAGCGACAGUGUGCUAUCUAGUGGGCGCGGCGGCCGACGCCCUGUUGUCUCGCUGGGCGGCGAGGCGGAAGGACGGGGGAGCGCACGCCUUGGCAAAACUCACCGAGCUGGCGCUGCUGAUGAGGAGAGCUGCCGCCGCUAGAGGGAGAGACACACAGAAUGGCGGCAAACUGGAAGCAGUCCUCACAGAAUACGCGGGGCGCCUGGCGGCGCAGGGCUGCCUCCGCAGCGCCCUCAACAGUCUGCAGGGCGCGCCGCCCACCGAGCUGCACGCACGCCUCAACACGGCCCUGGGACUCAACCCUAGACGGCAAAGCCAACAGCAACAGCAAGGUAUGCCGCAGUUCGCGCGCUGCCGCAGUACGAGCGGUCACGCCAAGCGCGGACAUUUGGUGGCACACAACGAUGUUUCAAAUACCUACAGCGCAGUGGCGCCAUCAUACGAGCCCAACCCUUGGGCACAACAACAACAAGCCGCUCCCUCCCUCCCCGCGCAGCCCUUCUCGCCCGCCGCGCCCGCGCCGCCCCAACCCCCCCGCCCGGGCAGCGUGGGGCCGCAGUCUGCCGCUCCCUCCCUCCCCGCGCAGCCCUUCUCGCCCGCCGCGCCCGCGCCGCCCCAACCCCCCCGCCCGGGCAGCGUGGGGCCGCAGUCUGGUAAAUGUUCCGCGCUACACUACAACACAUACACAACAACAACAAGCCGCUCCCUCCCUCCCCGCGCAGCCCUUCUCGCCCGCCGCGCCCGCGCCGCCCCAACCCCCCCGCCCGGGCAGCGUGGGGCCGCAGUCUGCCCUUCUCGCCCGCCGCGCCCGCGCCGCCCCAACCCCCCCGCCCGGGCAGCGUGGGGCCGCAGUCUGGUAAAUGUUCCGCGCUACACUACAACACAUACACAACAACAACAAGCCGCUCCCUCCCUCCCCGCGCAGCCCUUCUCGCCCGCCGCGCCCGCGCCGCCCCAACCCCCCCGCCCGGGCAGCGUGGGGCCGCAGUCUGGUGGCAUAACCUCCAAAUCCAAAUACAAAGUGGACCCGUCCGUACAAUCCGCCCCCCUCUACAACCAAUACAGCUUCAAUAACCCCCAACCCCCCACUUAUGGGUUUAACAGUCCCCUUCCCGACCAAUACAGUGGGGCGACAGUCCCUAGCAGUGGGAGCUACACGUACAACCAGCCGCUAAACCCGAGCCAGCUGAACCCGACCAACCCGACUGUAAAUCCAUUGAACCCGAUGAACCCGAGUGUAAAUCCGAUGAACCCGAGCGUAAAUCCAUUAAACCCGAUGAACCCGAGUGUAAAUCCACUUAACCCAAUGAACCCGAGUGUAAACCCGAUGAACCCGGCGCCAGUAGCGAGUCAAGUGAACGGCAACUACCAUCAGGAGCGGCGGCAGGAGGCGCCGCCUGGCUGGAACGACCCGCCACCGGUUACUGCCAAACCUAAGCCAAAACAAGAAGUCCAACAACAGGCACCCAUCACCCACCCCUUAUAUGGAGUCGAACCCACGCACGUGCCUCUAAACCCUGCCCAGCAAUAUCCUGGGCAACAACAGUACCCUGGACAACAGUAUCCUGGACAACAACAGUAUCCUGGCCAACAACAGUACCCUGGACAACAACAGUACCCAGGGCAGUACGACCAGUAUCAGCAGCAACAGUACCCGCCUGUACAGCAGUAUCCUCAGUCGGCGUCACCUUUACCGGCCGUGGAAGCAAAACCCGCGCAGAAGUCUGAACUACCAGAGGAACAUAAAGUCAUGCAGAGUGUCUUUGACGCUAUUAGGGCUGAAUGCUCUAAUAGAGCUGCUAACCCGCAAAUGAAGAGGAAACUAGAAGAUGUCCAACGGAGGCUGGAAACUCUGUACGACCUGUUGCGAGAAUACCGGCUGUCGGAGACAGCAUUAAGCUCGCUCCACACGUGCGUGCAGUACGUGCAGUCGUCGGACUACGAGAACGCGUUGCACUUGACGACCACACUCGCGACCGGCGCCGACUUCGCCGCCGCGGCGUCGUUCUUGCCCGGGCUUAAAACGCUAUUCCAACUCGCGGGACAACUGCAAGUUUACGUGCGGUGAGCGCCAUGAACGCCUAUGUGCGUUUGUAGUCACUGCCAAGAACGCACAUGUGCGUUCGCUUGUUACACUGCAGUGAAUGUGUCAAUCUAACGCGAUUCUAUCCAUAUUUAAGUAUGAUAAAAUUUAUAAAUUAUUUCCAAUAUAAUUAACUUUUGAACGCUACAGAUCAAUAGUUGUCAAACCUAAAAUACAAACUUUUAAGUCUCCGGCAAGCUCGGCCGAAUUUCACCUUCUCAUUUUAAAACUACGUGUAUUAUAAUAAAACUUUGCACAUACAAUGAUAUGAAGUAUAUCUAGGUCUGAAAUUAGUUUAUAUAGCUCUAGUUUAUAAAACAAACGAAAUAGAGCUAAAACAAGUUUUGCAUGAAAAACUUAAUAUCGCUGUAUUUUUUUUACUAUGGUACCUGAAGCUACAUGAACUAAUUACAGACAUAGAUAUACCUUAUCCUAUUGUAAGUACUAUCUAGCUAGCAAUCUAGUUAGUCUUUUUUUUUUUAUUACAAAAAGGCAAGCAUUUGACCGCAAUCUCACCUGAUGGUAAGUGCCGAUGCAGUCUAGGAUGGAUCAUGCUUACCUAAAAGAUGUCUAUUCACUCUCGAUUUAAAAAGUUAUAGUGGACUGGGAAUAUAUUUGCAGGAAGUGAAUUCCACUCCUUAGCCGUUCGCAUGAUAAAGCUGGAUGCAUAGCGCUUAGUACGAAUCAGUGGCAGAGUAACGACGUAAGGCUAGUCGUUUUAUAAUGAGAGCGUAACUACGUUUGUAUGGAGAACCGACCUUGCCAGGGACUCUUUUAAGUAUUGAAAUUAUGUGUCUACCUAAUUCAUAUAUAUUUAACGCUAUUUCUACUGAGCUCGUUCACUUACCUGUACUAACAAUGGCAUUCUGUUAAACAAAAGCCAUUUUCUUUUGUGCCUGCGCGCGUGGCCAAUUGUGUGUGAGCCUCAGGCACAAAGGCCACGCGCUGACACAAAAGAAAUAAUGGCUUUUGUUUAACAGAAUGCCAUUGUUAGUACAGGUAAGUGAACGAGCUCAGUAGAGAUAGCGUUAACUAUACCUAUGUACUCAUGUUCUGGCGGCUAUUAUAAUACUGUAGCGACUGUGGUGUCCCUACGAUUAAGAGGAAAAUGGACGACCACUUCUCCACACAAAGGUAGUCCCCAUUUUCCUCUGAAUAUAACACUAUGGACAUUUGAAUGUAACAUUAUGGACAUUUGUGACGUUUUCAACCAAAACAUUGUCGCUUGUCGAUAAGGUUGAUUUCUAAUUGAAGCUAUGUAGAAAAGACGCCUUACUGACAAGCGACAAUAAGUACCCUUUUGGUUGAAAAUGGCACAUUUAGAUGACUUGAUGUAUAAGUAUUAACCGUAUUAACCAUAGCUUUCAUGUAACUUUUUAAAAUUUGUCUUUUUCUUUGUGUAAUAGAAUACUUUCUAUCGAAUUCAGUCAGGGAUAAGGUACCUCGUAUGCAGAGAUGGGCAUUAAUCGAUUAAUCUUUUAGUUAACUAAUAAAUCGAUUAAAAAUAUCAAUCGUCAUUUUUUAAUCGCGAUUAAUUUAGUUGCGAUUAAAUUAGUUGUGAGAAUGUUCGACUAACAACUAAAUUAGUUUUAGUUUCAAUCGACUAAAUUUCACGAUUAAAUCUAUAUUAAAACUACGUAGUCGCCCGUUUUUGCAUUUUUUAUCUUGUAAUAUGUAACUACAAGUACGUAUGUAUGUAACAUACGGAGGUACUCGUAUGUUGUAACUAUGUUAGUUUGGGUAGAAUUUUGCGACUUAUUUUGAAGCAGAUAUCUUCAUCCGAUUGAGCUAAAAUUAUGUAUACACGUUUAAUUUGAAAUGCUUGAAUGACAAUGCAAAUAAUGCCAUAAUAUUAUUAUAACGAUAUAUUGGUAAUAACGACAAAUAGCGAAAAACUGCAUUGUUUACAAAUCGCAAACAAUAAAGUAGGUUGGUGGAUUAUUAAUACUUUGAAUUAUACGAUACUGAGUAAAUCUUAGACAUAGAAACUAUCAAUAUUUCGCUGUCUCUGACAAUAGUAAAACUCUUUUUAGUGUCACGCGGUGACAAAACAAUGGGAUAAUCCUACUUACCUGGAACUGGAAGUUGUUUGUUGCAUUUUGGUGCAAGUGCCGACGCAUCUUCUAAAAAUAACACGUUCUAUGAAUGACACAUCUGCAUGUUGUUUAUUAUCUACGCGGUCUAUUUUGUUUUCAACGUGUGGUCAUUAAACUUACUUACUUUAGUAGCAAAAUAAUAGUGAGAACAGAUCUCACUCCUUAGAAACGGUCAAAAUAUCGUAAGUAAUACAUGACUAUUUUAUUUUUAAACAUCCGUUAAGAUGUCCUAAUCAGUCUGUCAACAUAGCCAUACCGAGGUAUUCUAUACAAUUUGCUUCUAACAUUAGUCGCGAGAAAAUAGUCUAACUAAUUAGUCGAUUACAAAAUUUAGUUGUCCGAUAUCAAUCGGCAACUAAUUUAGUUGCAACUAAUUUAGUUGCAACUAAAUUAGUUGCACUCUAUACAACUAAGAUUGAUCAAUCGUCGUUUUCAAUCGUCAGUCGCAAUUAAUUCUUGUAAUCUUAAUCGUUAGUCGAUUACAUUUUGCCCAUCUCUGCUCGUAUGUAUCGAAGUUAGUUAUUACUCGACUGACAAGCGAAUGGUGAUGUUUUGUUCAUCUACCUCAUUGAAUUCCAGUCUCCAUAGACCCUUAAAAUUAUCCCUUAUAGUAGAUCUAUACAAUACUUGGUUUUAUUACUGAUUACAGUAUAAUCUCACUAAUCCGGCACUAAUGCUGACACAAAGAGAGCCGGAUUACUGGAAAAUUCGGUUUACUGGAAGUUAGAGCAAAUCUGCAUAUUAUUGAUGUGUUUUAGUAUGUCGUAGAAAUACAUUUUACUAAAAUAAUAAAUUAAAAAAAAAACUACUCUUAUCUGGACUCUUAGCCCAUUUAUAAAGAGAUUGAAGGGCGAAAAUAAAAGCGCACAUAGUAAAUUAGGACAUAGAAUGAUCAUUUGUAUACCAAUUUUAUGGCCGUAACACACCAUCACACCGCACCAAGGUCAUUGUGCGACGCAUCCAUAAGUAAGAGAGAGAAAGCGAUAUCUCUUUCUCGCUCUUACGUUGUUACUUACGCUCUGUCGCUGUUACGACCAUUAGUGCCGGAUUACUGGGUAUACCGGACCAUCGAAGUGCCAGAUUAUCGUGAUUACACUGUACUAUUAACGACCAAUAGAAACUUACUAGAAUAUAAUGCGCAGACUUUCCAUAAAUGUGCUCGUUAUUAAACUUAUUAAUUUCAUAAUUUAUACAUUACCUAUAAAUAAAACUAUGAAAACGGAUUAUAUCGCGUAUAUUUAAUUUAUAAUAAAUCCCAUUCCCAAUUUAUAGUUUUAUUUCAUGAUUAACUAUCGCGGUAACCGAAGACAAUAUUAAUUUAUACAUUGUUUUAUGUUAGAUUGUUUGGAACUUUAAAACACAUUUAAAUUAAAAAUUGUGUUAUUGUUAAUUUUUUUAUAUUAUCCGAUAAGAUCUAUCAAGUCGAUGAUGUAAGUUAUUAUUUUGUGCCUUAUUUUAAUUAUGCUAUAAAAAAUGUACUUCUACUAACAGUGCCACUUAACAAUUUGUGACGUUUUCAACCAAAAGGUACUACAUUGUCGCUUGUCGAUAAGGUUGAUUUCAAAUUAAUGCUAUAUGGAAAUAGCGCCUUAUUGACAACCGACAAUAAGUACCCUUUUGGUUGAGAAUGACACACUUCGUAAGUGACAAUAAAAACUCACUAAUUACUACCAGAAGUUCUGAGCCAUAUUGAAAAUCGAUGGAAAAUCAAAACGCAAAAUUGUUUAGAAACUGAGGCCAAAUGCCUGACACAUAUACACUCAACACAAGAGCAAUUAAUUCAGCUCAUUGUAGUUAGAAAUUAUAUAUAUGGUGACCGAUUUUCGAUGCUCUUUCGUGUAAAAAAAAACGCAUGCAUGCGUUUAAUUUUCGAUAUCGCUAUUGGUAAAAACGUUAUUUGAUCUAUCAUUACUAAUAUUAGAUAAAAAAUUGUGCAUUUAAAUGAUUUAGUAAGGCGUUUGUUAAUCAUAAAAUUUACUAUUUGUUCCUUAAUUAAUAUUUAUUUUAUUAAAUUCUAACAAUUAUAUCGUACCCCACUCCUAAAGGGUAGUACAUAUUUAUUACCCAAAGACACUAAUAAAAUGAAUGCGAGUGUACUUUCGUACUGAAGUAUGACGACUAUAUUGUUUAAAUUAAUGUAUUAUUGUAUAAUAUAAUAAUGUAUUAUAGAUUUAUAAUAACAAUGAAAUAUAUUUUUAGAAAU